This is a messenger RNA of Elgaria multicarinata webbii, 1203 nucleotides long. It is a transcript of the gene PPP1R42, whose product is annotated as protein phosphatase 1 regulatory subunit 42. The record is from RefSeq and is a predicted model, not a curated record. The transcript is spliced from 8 exons. NCBI's taxonomy places the organism in Eukaryota, Metazoa, Chordata, Lepidosauria, Squamata, Anguidae. Bases 1 to 1014 code for a protein of 337 amino acids. Gene Ontology annotation, molecular function: protein binding.
AUGGUUCGACUAACAUUGGAGCUAAUUGGUAAAAGCCUCAACCAAAAGAAUCGCAGAGAUGAGUCCUUGGCUCAACACCUGAGGAAAACAACUCAUCUCAAGUUAUCUAAUAAAAAUAUUGAUAUAAUUGAUGACCUAUCUUUGUGUAAAAACCUUAAUGUCCUUUAUUUGUAUGAUAAUCAAAUUAGACAAAUACAUAACUUGGACUUUGCUUCAAACCUAAGACACCUGUACCUGCAGAACAAUUGCAUUACACGAAUUGAAAAUCUAUCAUCAUUAAUAAAACUUGAAAAAUUGUAUCUGGGUGGCAAUUACAUCACUGUAGUGGAGGGCUUAGAGACUUUAGAAGAACUGAGAGAAUUACAUAUUGAGAGCCAGCAACUUCCUCUAGGAGAAAAACUCUUGUUUGACCCAAGAAGUCUUCAUUCACUAGCAAAGUCUUUAUCAGUGUUGAAUAUCAGCAAUAAUAAUAUCAAUGAACUGAGUGAUUUAGCAAUUCUAGAAAAUAUCUCCCACCUCAUAGCUGUUGACAAUCAACUUCACCAUGUGAAGGACUUGGAGUUUGUUCUGGCUGUAUGGGCUAAGAUAUGCAAAAUAGAGCUGAAUGGGAAUCCUGUUUGCCACAAACCAAAGUACAGGGACAGGGUUAUACUGCAGUCAAAAUCUCUUGAAUCCCUUGAUGGAAAAGAAAUAAAAGAAAUGGAAAGACAAUUCUUGAUGAAUUGGAAAGCGUCCAGAGAUGCCAGGAAGAAAAGUAGGGCAGGAAGCAUGAUGAAUGAGCAUGCAUCAUAUUCACAUUUUGAUGAUAAUGACUCAGAACAUCCCCAUUUUCCCAUCUACUACUUCCCAAUGGCCAAAGAGUUACAUAGAUCUCCUUCCAACAAAGAAUCUCAUCCAACAACUUAUGAAGAAAACAGAGUUAUUGAAAAAAUAAGCCAUUCAGACUUGAAGAAUUCUCAAAGUGUACAGAAAGAACUGUUUGAACCUCACCUCCUCAGACAAAUGCCUCUGUAAACAGACACUGGAAAGAAGUAUUUUCGUGUUAACAAAACAAAUGGAGUGCAUCAGAGCCAACUAUAAAGAAAAAUGGAAUCUAGUGGGAAGAGUUUCAUAUGUUAAUUGCAAAACUAUUUUUAACACUUUUUCACUGCUAACAAAUUUUUGUAAUACAAAACCAGUAUUUAUAUACUAUAGCCAAUAUAU